AUGACACCGAAGCAAACAUAUGAUUCACUGUCUGGUAUAAGUGAUUACCAGAAAGGACAAAUCACUAUAACUUCGUUAUUACUUAGCCCUGGGCCAAAGGAAGAUAUAAAAAUUCAUAAUGAAAAAGUCAGCUCACGACGGAAACAAGAUCUGAUAUCAAAACCGGUAACAGGAUCGUUUGGAACUACUUUCAAAUUACUCAAGGCUUGCAGCUUUUGUCGAAGAAGAAAGAUAAAAUGCGUCGUCCAUCCUAAUAGCAACAUUUGUGAAAAUUGUAAAACUCACAACGAAGAUUGCAUAUUUGAUCAUAAAGUGGUUAACAAUAACUUGGAAUCCAAAAGAAAAGUACGAACAAAGACGAAAUCAUCUAAAGAAGUCAACUCAAGUAUCCAAAAUCCAUUUCCAAUCACAUUAACUGGCUCUACUCCAAAUUCAAUUGAUAUUAGUCCAAGUUCUACAUUACUGAGUUAUAAUACAUCAGACCAUAUUGAGAUAUUAUAUCAGACUAACGUGGAAGAAUUCACACCAUUCCUUAAUUCAAAUGUGUUCAAAGUGUAUCUCGAUAAAUUCUGUGAAAAUUGUAUUCAAUUAGCGGUCUCACAAAACGACCCAACUUUAUUUGAUAGCCAUUUAGAUAUUAUUAAUACAAUCAUACGAUCAGACUCAUUUGAAUGGAAUGAAACCAAUUUAGCUUGUUUCUUCUUGGUUGCAAUCAGAGAACCUAUUAGCUAUUCAAUAAUCGAGGAGAGUCUAGUUGCCUUUAAUAGCCUUGUUGAAGAGAAGUUCGAGAACCUAUCAGUAAACUUAAUACUUGGUGCUAUGGUUAUUGACGGGUUUUAUUCCAUGUUUAAUGGAUCAAAGUUAACUACAAACAGAAAAUUACUAUCUAAGGUGUCAUAUUACUUGAAUCUAUCAGAUUCCAACAUAUUCUCCCAUCACUUUUUAUUCGUUGGUUAUUUUAUUUACAAUAUGGUAUGGCUAGUUAAUGAUGAUACAAAAUUAUCGUAUGUGGAAAGAAAGCAACAGUUGUUACAACUUGAAUUUGAUAUACUACUUUGGCCUGCUAAAUUAACUCCAGAAUUAUCCAUCGUAAAGGAUAAACUAGGAGGAAAUUACUCUGCAUUCAAUUUACACAUUUUGCACAAUUGCUUAUUAUGUUGCUUUUAUACAUAUGCAUUAAAGAGCAAAGAUACAAUCUCAAAAAUGAUACAUAUUUCACCAGUACCUGGAUUGUAUCAUUUCAUCUCAGGAUUAGCUCAGAGCAAUUUCAGAGUAAUAAAAGAAAUUAAUUCUCCCUGGACUUUAUUGUCUAACUGCAUUGUAAAAACAGCGAAAAGCUUGGUUGAUUUAUAUGAAAUCAUGGAUUUUGAUCCCUUCAAGAACUCAUUGUAUCUUUUUACAAAGCUUCCUAAUGUCUAUGACAAUUCUUGGCAAGAUGAAGUUCAAAAGGGUGUUGAAAAUAUAUUAAUGGGUCAAUCUUACAAGCUUGAUGAUGAUAUCGAUGGCGCGGUAGUAUUUUGGGUAUUUCGCGAUAUCAGAAGUUUGGCAUUACAAUCACAAAUCGAUGAAAAGAUGCAAUAA
Messenger RNA from Scheffersomyces coipomensis, 1581 nucleotides. Its product is annotated as Zn(II)2Cys6 transcription factor domain-containing protein. Bases 1 to 1581 code for a protein of 526 amino acids. Gene Ontology annotation, molecular function: DNA-binding transcription factor activity, RNA polymerase II-specific; zinc ion binding. The transcript has a single exon. The record is from RefSeq and is a predicted model, not a curated record. NCBI's taxonomy places the organism in Eukaryota, Fungi, Ascomycota, Pichiomycetes, Serinales, Debaryomycetaceae. Gene Ontology annotation, cellular component: nucleus.